AGUAGCAGAAGCAUCUUGAGGUCAUUGGCUUAUUUUAAAUGAAGGUACUGUUGGUGGGGUGUAAUCAUAGCUAUUAUUCACAUUCAGUGGUUUCAUACACACCUGGAUGCCUUAACAGCCACUUGACAAAUUAUGUGAGCAGGAUCUAUUCAACAUGAAACACCAUACAUUUAUUGUUAAAAAUGGAAAUGUAAAAAUGAGAAAUCAUUUCAUAUUCUGUACCAUCUUGUGAUUGUGUAUAUGUAUAGGACCUUAUUGUUUGUUCUGCUUUCCUGUCUGUGUCUGAUUCAACCAAGAUGCUUCUUACACCCUACUGAAAGUGGCUGAUAGGGCAUAACAGUGUACAUAGAAGCACUGAAAGUGAAAUAUUUGUAGAAAUUAACAUUUAAGAUUUGUAUUAUGUGGUCUUAAACAUUCCCAUGCAUGUUAUAAGAUUACAAUAACACAUUAAAAUUUGAAUGAGGGUGCAGUUUUAAUUGCAGUUAUAUAUUCUUCAUCCUUUUCUUUUUCAUAAAGGUUAAGGUUGGACGAAGAAAAUGCGGAAGAAGUCCACUUUAUUUUCAAUAAUAUGAAGCUCAGAUGUGUGAAGCUGAAUUGUUGAAUGCAUGCUAAAACAGGAGGGAAGAAGUAUGGGCAGUGUGUGAGAUGGGGGAAGUAAGAAGAAGUAAAACAAUUGAAGAAAGAAGAAUAAUGUGAAGUAAUGAAGUUACAGAAAUGAAGUUAAGGAAGUAAUCUGGAUAAGGCCACCGCGCUAAGUAAUUUUCUGGAGUCUCGCUCUAGAUCCAGGAGUGUCAGUCCUCGGGGCUCUGGGAAGUCGGCAAGCCGCUCCCCAGCUCGAUCGCCUGCUCGUUCUAAAGAGGGCUCCCGCCACUCCCGCUCUAAAUCUCGGUCCCGAUCCAGGUCAAAAUCUGGGUCCCACUCCCAUCGUGGCUCCCGUAGACACUAUAGCCGAUCUCGCUCCCGCUCUAGGUCCUAUCGUCGCCGAUCUCACAGCAGGUCCUACAGUGGAGAGCGCCGCCGCAGGAGCCAUAGCCGCUCACCGAUGUCCAACCGCCGCAGGCAUAUCGGCAACCGUGCUAAUCCAGACCCGAACGGUUGUGUGGGAGUGUUUGGCCUGAGCUUGUACACCACAGAGAGGGAUCUGAGGGAAGUCUUCUCUAAAUACGGCCCCCUGGCAGAUGUCUCUAUUGUGUAUGACCAGCAGUCGAGGCGUUCCAGGGGCUUUGCUUUCGUUUACUUCGAGAACACCGAUGACGCUAAAGAGGCAAAGGAACGAGCCAAUGGCAUGGAGCUGGAUGGUCGUAGGAUCAGGGUGGACUUCUCCAUCACAAAAAGACCUCACACCCCAACACCUGGAAUCUACAUGGGCCGGCCAACAUAUGGUGGAGGUGGAGGUCCCAGUGGUCCUCGACGCAGCUCACGUGACUAUGACCGUGGAUAUGAUCGCGGAUAUGACCGUGGAUACGACAGAGGCGGCUAUGAUCGCUAUGACGACAGGGACCAUUACAGAUCAUACAGAAGGCGAUCCCCAUCCCCAUACUACAGAGGGGCCUACAGGUCUCGAUCCAGAUCACGGUCUUAUUCUCCCCGUCGCUACUGAGUGUUGCCGUCAAGCCCCUCCACCUCCCACACAUGGACAGGAAAUGUUUCUGAGUGGAAUGAUUGAUUUCAGAAUAGGUCUUCUUUCUUAAGGUGAUCAUCACACUUCUUGUUUGCUAACGUACAUGACCAGUAAAUGUAUACCGAGAUCAGUUGAAGCAGUGUCAUUUGACGUGACUCAAGCUGUCCCCUCAUGUUUUUAAUUUUAAAUGUAUUGGCAACAUCUGCCGCAAAAAAUAUAUUAAUGUUUUUAUUAAUGUAUUUUUUUUUUGUAUACAAAUCGAGUGAAAGUCCACCUUUGAACAGAUUAAAAGGAAAUUGAUUUUUUUUUUUCCACUGUGACUCAUGUCCUUCCUUACAGCAAUUCUACAUUACUUUGUUUUGCUGUUGCAAGGUUGUUAUAAUACUUCGGAAGGAUGCAUUAAAGCCUUCAUACUAUCACAUUGCUAUGUGCUGGUUUCUACAGAAAUUAAGUUUCUCAGUUUUGACAAUAAAAGCUGCAAGUGUGUG
Molecule: messenger RNA, 2109 nt
Organism: Epinephelus lanceolatus (giant grouper)
Lineage: Eukaryota; Metazoa; Chordata; Actinopteri; Perciformes; Serranidae
Source: RefSeq, a predicted model, not a curated record